Messenger RNA from Daldinia caldariorum, 1659 nucleotides. RefSeq lists its product as uncharacterized. Lineage: Eukaryota; Fungi; Ascomycota; Sordariomycetes; Xylariales; Hypoxylaceae. Bases 594 to 1535 code for a protein of 313 amino acids. The record is from RefSeq and is a predicted model, not a curated record. Gene Ontology annotation, molecular function: oxidoreductase activity. The transcript is spliced from 4 exons.
CUGUUCUAUUUGCUCAAAUCUACUUAUAAGCUAGGUUAUUGGAUAUUGGAACGAAUUGACAAGGUAAUAUGCUAGAGUUAUAAUAAAGUGACAUAUCUAAAGUCGGGAUUCGAGUAGAAGUACCUAGGUAGGCAUAUAGUAAUACGCUUCGACUGCGUAACCCCUUUUCUUGUAAGCCCACACUAUCAACGUUAUCAUAUCUCUACCACCUCUGAAAAUUGAAAGAAAAAGAAAACUCUUCUCUUGCCCCUUGUAAUUGACCAAAUUAGGCCACAAGAGCUAGAGUCCAACUCCGAAUGAUCUUAUAUUAUCCAAGACUUCCAAGACAGGUUUCUAACUCAGGGCUUUAGGCUAUUAUAGCAAUAUUCACUAUCACAUCACGAGGGUAUCGACCCCGCACACUGCGGAUUGAUCGUAACAUAAUAGAAAGCUAUUUUUAAUUGCUUACAUUUGAGGCUCGCUAAAAUAGUAGUUGACGAAUAUCGCGAGUCGUUCCUGAGAUAUUGCGAAUAGUGAUGAGAUGAUAUUUUGAAGUUGCCUACCUGACAUGCACAGAAAAGAUAAAGACUAAGGCAAAAGAAAAAAAAACACUAAUGGCUGCAGCCGUCGCAACGACACAAGUUCCCCUAGCACUUCAUGGGCUCACAAAGGAACCUCCACAAAUACCAAGACGUCGCGAUGUGCUUACGAACAUUAACUACUACAAAGACCCAGGCGACGGUUCACUACCGAUGCCUAUCGUGAUCGCCGAUAACACCGUAAAAAACGAGCGUCCGCACAUCCCCCAGCAGACCAUUAUCCACGACGUGACGGGUGAGGAGGAUCAGUACACGCUUGACAACCACGGAUUCCAGUUCCUGCGGCACGAGAGCGCGACCAAAACCCUGCAAGACUUCCAGGACGAGGAGCACGUCAAGGCCGAGUACUACCCGGAGUCGAUACGGCUUCUCAAGGAAGUAACCGGCGCGUCACGCAUCUUCCUCUUCGACCACAAGACGCGCUGCGGACCGUCGCACUGGCACAAGCUGGGAAAGGGUAAUCGGUCCUCCCGCGGGCCGCUGUUCCGAGCGCACGUAGACCAGUCGUACGCCGGGGCGGAGUUCGUGCUGCGGCGCUGGUUCCCCGACGAAGCGGACGAGCUGCUCAAGCGGCGAUAUCAGAUCAUCAACAUAUGGCGCCCCAUCCGCCCCGUCCUCAAAGACCCCUUCGGCGUCGCGGACGGUUCCUCGAUCCCGGACGCCGACCUAGUCGGCGCGUCGAUAAUCUACCCGGCGGACCGGGACCGGGACGAGACGUGGACGAUUCUGCCGCCGCGACGCGCGGGGACGGGGACGGGGAUGGGGAUGCCGGCGCAUCACAGGUGGUACUACAAGCACGCGCAGCGGCCCGACGAGGUCCUGCUCGUCAAGUGCUUCGACUCGGACGAGCGGGUCCCGGCCCGGCGCGCGCCGCAUAGCGCGUUCGAGGACCGCGAGUACGAGGACCGGGAGGCGAGGGAGAGCAUCGAGGCUAGGGCUUUGGUUUUUUAUGAUUGAUUGAUUGGUUGGUUGGUUGGUUGGAAGAUGGAUGGAAUAUUGAUUAUAUUAGUUAUUACGGCAUAGAAAAUGCCAAGUCUGAUAGAAUAAGUUAUGGAUUUGUAUGCGUUUUUAGCAUCCCUUG